Brassicogethes aeneus is the source of this 1387-nucleotide messenger RNA. The record is from the annotation of a GenBank genome assembly. Lineage: Eukaryota; Metazoa; Arthropoda; Insecta; Coleoptera; Nitidulidae.
UUCUCCCCGAUGAUGAGACGUCAAAAUUUGUAGGUUAGGAAAGUAAUUUCAGUUGUUUUAUAAACUUGUCAAAAGUAAUUUUAAUUUUAUUAAGAGAUUGUAUUCUAAAUCACGAUGGAUUUAAACGAAAAGGAAAUUUCGAGUGAAAACAGUACAGAACCUGAAAUAGUACAAAAUGGAAAAAUUGAGGAAGCAACUGAAUUAGCUGAAGAAAAAGUUGGCAAAGAUGAAUGGGUGGAUUUGUUGGGAAGCGGUAGCAUAAUGAAAAAAAUUCUACAAGAAGGGAAACCAGAUACAAAACCACAACGACUGCAAAAAUGUUACGUUACUUACAAAUGCACUUUGGAAGAUGAUACUCUGGUCGAUUCAGUGGAAAACUUGGAAAUAUAUUUAGGAGAUUGUGAUGUGAUACAAGGUCUGGAUGUUGCAAUAGCCCUAAUGAAUGUAAAUGAAAGGUGCCUUUUGAAAAUAGCACCAAGAUUAGCCUACGGUAACAAAGGUCUACCAGAUAAGGUACCAGGUGAUGCCACAGUCGUUUAUGAGGUGGAACUAUUGUCUGUGGAUUAUGAGGAUGAACCAGAAAAUUUGCCUAUUAAGGAGAGAAAAAGGCUUGGUAACAAAAAGCGGGAGCGCGGCAACUGGUGGUACUGCCGCGGCGAGAACAACCUGGCCAUCCAGUGCUACCGGCGCGCGCUCAACUACCUGGACGAGGUCGAGGGCGGCGUCACGGCGCCCACCGCCUCCGGCGACCUCGAAGUCACCGACGCCGACCUGCAGAGCCUGCUUGAGGAUCGCGUCAGCGUGUGCAACAACAUGGCCGCCGCGCAGAUCAAGCUCGAGUCGUACGACGCGGCGCUGCUGUCGCUCAACACCGUGCUGCGCUGCCAGCCCAACAACGUCAAGGCGCUGUUCAGAAAAGCAAAGGUGCACCGAGGAAAAAACGAUCUAGCGGCUGCCAUGAAGUGCCUACAGAAGGCAAAAGAAAACGCGCCCAACGAUCAAGAUGUGCAGAAGGAGAUUAGCGUCGUUAAUUUGUUGAUGCAAAAACAAAAAGGCGUGGAAAAGGAGCUGGCCAGAAGAAUGUUCAGCGGACCCAAAAAAAAUGAAGAUGUCAAAAAAACUACCUCAAGUAAACUUCGUGUAUGGGCCACCGUGGGCACCGCUGUAGCAGUUGGUAUGGUUGGAAUGGUAGCUUACCGGUUUAAGUAUGCUUAAAUCAAACAAACCAAAAAGACUAAAAAGGAAUAAUACAUAGACAUUUCACUCAGUAGAUGGUGGCAUUUAUAUUUUUUUUAACUCGUAUGUUAUCCGGUAAAGUUUGGUUGGACUUUUGUGUUUGUAUAGUUAUUUUUUGUUCUUUAAGUUUUUAAUAUAAUUAUUUAAAAGU